CUACUACCUCACAAGAAAGUCACAGACGUGGAUUCAUAAGCUAUCACCACUGUUCUCUACUCCUACCACCUUAAUAGUCUCAGUCUCAAGGACUACGUACGAACAACGAAACAAGGAAUUCCCUCUCUGUAUCUAUGGCUAGGGUGGCGCGUGCAAUUCACUGUCAGCUGAAUGUAGAGAAACCUGCCGUUUUGAGGAGAGAUUCUGCUGUUUCAGUUCAGGCUCCAGCUCCAAAGAUCAAGCAGGGUGAAACGGAAAAUACGAAGAUUAUGCUGCAGCCGAGGUUGUGUACGCUCAGAUCGUACGGUGAGGAUCGUUUUGGGGUUGUGAAAAUGAAAAGGGACGGUGGGGAUGAGGUGUCGCCUUUUUUUGAUACGUUAUCUGAUUAUAUUGAAAGCUCUAAGAAGAGUCACGAUUUUGAGAUCAUUUCUGGUCGUCUAGCAAUGAUUGUGUUUGCUGUAACUGUGGCAACAGAGGUGGUGACAGGAAACUCUGUUUUCAGAAAGAUGGACUUACAAGGCAUUGCUGAAGCAGCUGGCAUAUGCUUAGGCGCUGUAACUAGCGCUGCGGUUUUCGCUUGGUUUUCCAGUGCUCGCAACAGGGUAGGUCGUAUCUUCACUUCAAGUUGCAACACAUUUAUUGAUUCACUAAUUGAUGAGAUUGUUGAUGGCUUAUUCUACGAAAGCGAGCUCAGCGACUGGUCUGAUGAUAUCUGAAAUCUCAAAUUUAUAGUUUAAAAUAAUGGAUUCUGCUCUCACAUAUAUAGUUGAGGAUGUUGAAUGUGAGAGAUACGAGUCCAAGGGAUUUGGAUUCCCAUUUUGAAGAUACAUAUAUAUAUAUAUAUAUAUUUAUAUAUAUAUAACACAAAUUUAAUUAGAGUUACAAAUUAAAUUGUGGUUAUACUGAUGUCUGAUGUUAAUUAAGUGUUACUAGCAAAUAAAAUAUUUUACAAAUGUUCCUAUUUGUGUAAUUUUCAAUGAUAUUUAUAGGGUUUGAUCUCAUGAAUGCUAAAUUCUGUAAAUUUACUUGUUUGUUGGCUCUGCUGCUACUAUGGAGACAGGAGCUCAUAUUUAAUUCACUAGAUGUAUACUAAUCAUUGAAAUUAAAUAAAGAGUAUGAGUCCAUGCUUA
This is a messenger RNA of Jatropha curcas, 1130 nucleotides long. NCBI's taxonomy places the organism in Eukaryota, Viridiplantae, Streptophyta, Magnoliopsida, Malpighiales, Euphorbiaceae. The record is from RefSeq and is a predicted model, not a curated record.